This is a messenger RNA of Musa acuminata AAA Group (dessert banana), 1267 nucleotides long. RefSeq lists its product as uncharacterized. The record is from RefSeq and is a predicted model, not a curated record. The coding region runs from base 273 to 911 and encodes 212 amino acids. The transcript is spliced from 3 exons. Lineage: Eukaryota; Viridiplantae; Streptophyta; Magnoliopsida; Zingiberales; Musaceae.
GCAGCCCAAUCCAGACGACCGUGGAACAGCAGGAAAUCGCAGACGCCGAAGACGCGUCUCUACGAUCCGUCGAUUGUUUUGGUUCUUGUUCUUAAUCGACAGGCACAAUCUCUCUAUCGAUUCUUUUGUUCUUGUGGUUCUUGUUCUUUGCUUCUCCUUGGCGUUCGGGUUUGGAUUUGGAUUUGCAUCGGAGAAACAGGUCGGGGUAUCGUGAAGGAUUGGGUUUCGUUUCCCUCUCUGGUCGAUAUCUGUCUUGCCCCUUGGUUCUAUUGAUGGCGAGGAAGCGGAAAUCGGAGGCGAUGGGCCUCGAUGAGGCGGAUCGAACGCUGUACUCCACCUUCUGCGCUGCCGCCAAUUCGCUGUCGCAGGUUUACACACAGGCCAUGAACCAGCAGAAGAUCUCCUUCCAGGCCGGCGAGCGCCAUGCGCUGGAGAAACUUUAUCAAUGGAUUGUGAGAAACCACGAGGAAGGGUCAAGGGUUACCAUAGCUGAUAUAGUUACACAUAUUCAGAAUGAGAUGGAUUAUGCCGGAGAAGGUUCAUUAGUCUCCCCAAGGUCACCAUUCCAACAUCAGCACCACCAAACAACAAUUCACUUAACAAACGCAGGCAUCCAACCUGCAUCUGGUUUGUUCGGACAGCCAACAGUCGGACUUGCCUCUCGAAGCGGUCACUCUGAUCAAGCAAAGAACUCGGUUUUCUCAAAUGCUCUUUCCAGCCCAGUGUGCAGAAGCCUUCAGCCAUAUCACCUUGCUCAGGGGAGUGGACUUUAUGCAAAUGCUGUCAUACCAACUGGAACUGCAGGAGCAAGGAACCAUGAUCCAAAUCAAAACCGGGAUACUAAUUCUCUCAGUUCCAAUGAUUCAUCUAUGGAUAUUCACACAGAUAGCCCGCCUCAUGAAGCAUAUUGACAAAUCUCUCUGCUUUACAUUUGUAUAUAGUUCAAGAACCUUAACUAAUGAAGCCUCAAAUCUCAGCUCUGCCACUUAAAGAGUUAGGUGGAUAUCAGAAAGGCUAGAAGAAAAGGUUUGAACCAAAACUUUCUUAUCCACUCAUGCUAAGUGAUGCAUGUGGUAACUCAUGCAAGCCAUAAUUAGUGUGUGCUUUAAUUUUCUUGUCAGUGUUGAAUGUCUCAUCUAAGUGCUCUUACUGCAUUAUGGACAAAUAUUUAUAGUCUAUGUGGUAUAACCUUUUGUAUCCGGUAAUAGCUUUGUACAUGUAUAUUUGAAUAAUAUAAAUGUAUAAUAAUACAUAGGCUUAAGUCUCA